Osmerus eperlanus (European smelt) is the source of this 2088-nucleotide messenger RNA. RefSeq names its product CXXC finger protein 1b (gene cxxc1b). Gene Ontology annotation, cellular component: Set1C/COMPASS complex. Gene Ontology annotation, molecular function: zinc ion binding; DNA binding. Bases 147 to 1853 code for a protein of 568 amino acids. The record is from RefSeq and is a predicted model, not a curated record. The transcript has 14 exons. Lineage: Eukaryota; Metazoa; Chordata; Actinopteri; Osmeriformes; Osmeridae.
CUACCACUAGGUGAACUCAAGCGACCAAUUUGCGAGCUAGUAGUGCUAGUCUAAGACAUUCUCUGGUGCUACCUUAAGCACAUCCAUUUUCUUCUACUAGCACUAAAUGUACUUUACCUGUGUGUUUGGAUUCAAGGAUUAAGCCGAUGGAUAGUGAAGUGUCCGAUUUUGAUCCUUAUCCGGGGUUCAGCAAAAUGGAAGGGGAAAAUGCGCCUUUGUACUGCGUCUGCCGAAAACCAGAUAUCAACUGCUUCAUGAUUGGCUGUGACAACUGCAAUGAAUGGUUUCAUGGCAACUGCAUCAACAUCACUGAGAAGAUGGCUAAAGCAAUCAGGGAGUGGUACUGUAUGCCAUGCCGAGAUAAAAACCCCUCAUUGGAGAUAAAAUACCGUCCAAAGAAGAGUCGUGAGAAAGAACCUGAUAUGGAGAGAAUAGAGAAACCAGAUAAACGAUGCAGUACCCCAGAUUACAGGAGUGAAAGACGACGGGGAUCAAAAGUGAAGCGUUCUGCUCGUAUGUGUGGAGAGUGUGAACCUUGCAGGAGAACUGAGGAUUGUGCCCAGUGUGACUUCUGCAAAGACAUGAAAAAGUUUGGGGGACCCAAUAAAAUAAGGCAGAAGUGUCGAUUUAGACAGUGUGUCGUUCGAGCAAGGAAAAUGUUGCGUGUCAAGGAUGAGGAAUUUUCUCUUCGUGAAAGGCGAGAUAAUUCGUAUCACAGACGAAGGAGAUAUUCAGAGGACUAUGAUAGUGAGAUAGAACUCUACCAGCAGUACAAAGCAGCAGGAUAUGAAGACAACAUGCUAUGGCCCAGUGAUGAAGAUGAUGGUCCUCCCUUUAGUCCUGUAAUGAGAAAGAAAGCUGUAAAAGUUAAGCAUGUGAAGAGAAGAGAAAAGAAGUUUGACAAAAAGAAAGAGUCCCGGCGCCACAAGCAGAAGCAGAAGCACAAGGACAAAGUGAGACACACCGACAGGGUUGAUGCACGGGAGGUUGCUGGGUUGCGCCAGUGCCUCGGGCCCACCUGUGUUGAGUCAGCACGAGCUAACUCCAAAUACUGCUCAGAGGAUUGCGGCAUGAAGCUGGCAGCAAAUCGGAUCUAUGAGAUUCUCCCCCAGCGUAUCCAGCAGUGGCAGCAGAGUCCUUGCAUUGCUGAGGAGCAAGGCAAGAAGCAACUGGAGCGCAUCCGGAGGGAUCAGCAGAAUGCCCGGCUCCGCCUUACUGACAUGGAGAGACGUUUCCAUGAGCUGGAAGGCAUCGUUGCAAAAGCCAAGCAACAGGUGGUCCAGCAGGAUGAGGAAGUGAAUGAAGGUGAUAAUGAAGACACAGACCUGCAGAUUUUCUGUGUGUCUUGCAGUCAUCCCAUUAAUCCAAAAGUAGCACUUAGACACAUGGAGAGAUGUUAUGCCAAGUAUGAGAGCCAGACAUCUUUUGGUUCCAUGUACCCCACAAGGAUCGAAGGAGCAACAAGACUCUUCUGUGAUGUGUACAACCCCCAGAGUAAGACUUACUGUAAGAGGCUUCAGGUCUUGUGCCCAGAGCAUUCCAGAGAUCCCAAGGUUUCUGUGGAUGAGGUGUGUGGUUGCCCUCUGGUCCGGAAUGUUUUCGAACCGACUGGAGAGUACUGCAGAGUUUCCAAACGCAAGUGCAACAAGCAUUACAACUGGGAGAAACUCAGGAGGGCUGAGGUGGACCUGGAACGAGUCAGAGUGUGGUACAAGCUGGAUGAGCUCUUUGAGCAGGAACGCAACGUCAGGACAGCAAUGACAAACAGGGCAGGCCUGCUUGCUCUUAUGCUGCACCAAACCAUUCAGCACGACCCGCUAACAACUGACCUCCGAAGCAACAAGGACAGAUAGUCAGCAAGAGUCUGGAGAUUGGCAUAUUUUCAAACAUGUGAAGACAAUUAUUGUGAUGACUAUUAUUAUAGAGAUCAUCUCUUUUCCAUCCUUUUAUAGAGAACAGCCUAUUCUUUUAUCACAAAAAUGUGCUGAAAUUUGUGAAUCUAUAUAUUUUUCCUCUAGUCUGAAUAAUAAAUGUACAUUGUCUUAAAAUAAAAAUGUGGACAUAAGAUAUGUCCACGAGAAGGGCUUU